AUGAACACGUCAUUGAAAGUUCUUGCUGACAGGAAAUCCACUGAGGAUUUCAUCGAACUCCUCGACUUCCUUCGUCACGCUUUGAUUUUCCUGGACUUCUCAGUUGUUGGGGGCCGAAUAAUGAAGUUGUUGGUUGCACUCUGCGAGGCUGCUUCAGUGAGUGAUGAUAUUCACUCUGAUUCUAUCGCGACUGCGCACCUAUCGAAACAUACAGUGCCCACAAUAAAUGCGAUACUGGCAACUGUGCUGGCUAUGCUCGAGCAUGAUGCCGCAGCUGCGAAGAGAGAGAGGUUUUGUUCUUUUGCUUCGAGAGUUCUUGCAAGCUUGGCACAGCAGCAACCAACUCUAAUAUACCGUCAUGGAGCAGCUGAUAGUGAAGUACUUUCAAGCGGCAGAGCUAUUUUUGGACAGGUAAUGCUGUCCUCUUCCCAACAUCUUCUUCACGGGAAUGGGGAAGAAAGGAAGACAGCCAUGAUGCUGCUACCAUUGUCAAUUCGACACAUCGUGAGUCUUUCCAAACCAUUGGACACAGAAGACGACGACAGUGUUGCUUUCACCUUAUUCCCAGAACUUUCCAUCCUUUUUCGACAGCUUGAGGACAACAAACGAAGUGCUCCGCAGGUACACGAAAAGUGUGUUCGGGAUUGCUUGGUUGCCAUGGAAGUUGUUCUACAGCCUUCGUUUGAGAUCAUAUGGGGUUUGUCUCUGAAGCCGCUGGUUCUCCUUCUAUUGCAAAUGGAUUCUCACGGGGAACAUGUUUGUCGUUGUAUGAAGCGCUUAGUUGUGCUUGGAGCCGAGAUGUCACAAGACGGGACUCACAGAAUUGACGUUAAUGGUGCUAUUUCGUAUCUGGUGCAAGGGUGCGGAUUAGAGAUUCUUUGGAAGCAAAUUGGAUUGUCUGAAGCUUGCCAUGUCAUCCAUGAGGACGAAGAAAAGAACGCUGUUGCGCAAAACGUACUUUGGCUUCUGCAGCUCAUGAAAUCUUCCGAAACGGGAAGAGGUGAAACAAAUCUAAGCCUCUCUUUCUUUCAACAAACCGUUUUGCCAUUGGCGCGGUUCUAUGAUUCUCAGACAGCCGAAGGUGCUGGAAAGUCGCUGAAACGGAAAAGAACGGUCGUUGCACUUUGGGCGCUGUUUCCUUCCUUCUGCCGAUGUCCAACAGAUCUUGAGUCUGUGUUCCCUGGCUUGGCACCUUUGUUGGUUCGGGCAAUGAACGAUGAGCGAUAUCCCGAACUUGUUGCUAUCAUUUCAUCAGGACUGAAGACACUUGCUACUGGAGUUCGCGAAAGGAAGUUGGGGAAUGGAGAGCUUGUCGACGGCGAAGAGGUGUCCAGGCUCCGUCGCGAGGCAGAUCUUUUGGAAGUGGUGUCCGAAAAGUUGAUUCCAUCUCUUUUCAAACUAGUCGAAAACAUCCAUGCGAAGGAGAAGGGAGAUGUGGAACAAAUGGAAGUUGAAGGCAGCGAGGAAAGAUAUGUUGACAAGUCACAUAAAGUACGAUCGUUGACUGACGCAAUUGCAUCACUAUCGCAAUUAGGCCCGCAACACUUGAUUCAACGCCUAUUCUCAAAGAUUGUCCAGAGACUUCUCGAAGCGUCUCAGGCCGACGAAGAUUUGUCAGAACAAAUGUGCAUGUUGCUUACGCUCGCUCAAUCACUAGUAGUCUCUGAGAGUCUGGAGCACAGCAGCAUUUCCUUGCUGUUUCGCUGUUUGAAGCCGUUGAUUAGAUCUGACGAGACAAAGCCAAGAGUCCAAAAGCGCGCUUACAAGGUCCUUGCAGAGAUUUGUCAGCGCCGCGUCGACUUCGUGCGAAAGAGUGAGCAGCUGAAUGACACCUACCAACUUCUCACAUCAUCACUACAGACAUGGUAA
This is a messenger RNA of Cylindrotheca closterium, 1869 nucleotides long. Lineage: Eukaryota; Bacillariophyta; Bacillariophyceae; Bacillariales; Bacillariaceae. The record is from the annotation of a GenBank genome assembly.